Messenger RNA from Eimeria necatrix, 970 nucleotides. RefSeq lists its product as hypothetical. The annotation marks the transcript as partial. NCBI's taxonomy places the organism in Eukaryota, Apicomplexa, Conoidasida, Eucoccidiorida, Eimeriidae. The transcript has 3 exons. The record is from RefSeq and is a predicted model, not a curated record.
UGGCCUGACAAUGCUGGAGGACACAGUGGCGCUGCUGCAGCUGCAGCACGACAGCAGCAGCAGCUGCAGCAGCAGCAGCAGCAGCAGCAGCAGCAGCAGCAGCAGCAGCAGCAGCAUAUCCGCACUGGAGAUGCGGCGAGUCUUCAUUUUGGGAUGUCUUGCUGCUCUCAUUAAAGAAGCUCCUUUGCCAGUUUUUGUUACUGACCUCCAAACUUCAGCAAUUAAGGCCUCCGUCUGCAGGGGACCCAGGGGCGUUCCGCUGAUGGUGUACGAGCGCCUUUCGCUGGAGGCCUUCGCAAGAGAGCUUCACUUGGGACACAAGAAGCAGACUGUUGCUACGAAGGCCGUGGGGGAGGCGCUGCGGCGGCUGAAGGUGGGCUGGGUGCUGCCGCUGGGGCGCGUGCGGCUGCCGUUUGAGAGCAGCAGCAGCAGCAGCGUGAAGCAGCGUGCUGCUGCUGCUGCUGCUGCUGCUGCUGGGACGGGCGGCGCUGCGCCGGGCUCUCCGGGGCAGCAGCAGCAGCAGCAGCAGCAGCUGCAAGACGGCGUUGCCGCUGCAGACGGAGCAGCAGCAGCAGCUGCUGCUGCUGCUGCUUCUGCUGCUGCGCCAGCGAAGAAGAGGGGCCGGGCCAAGCAGGAGCAGCAGCAGCAGCAGCAGGGCCACGGCAAGCGGCAGCAGCAGGCGGAGUCGAAGGGAGAAGCUGCUGCAGCAAAGCUGAAGAACGAAGACGCAGCAGCAGCAGCAAACGGCGCAGCAGCAGCAGCAGCAGCAGACAGCUCCAGCGAAGAAGAAGAACAGCCAAAAGCUCAAGUAAGCAAAAAAGGCAAAAAGCUGCUGGGGCCCUCAAAAGCAGCAGCAGAUGCACCCCACAGCCACGGCCGCAUGCAGCAGCAGCAGCAGCAGCAGCAGCAGCAGCAGCAGCUGCUGUCAAUGGACAGCUCCGAGGAAUCUAGCGAAGACGUGGAUAACUAA